AUGAUGUUUGUUUGGCUUGCAGCUCGUGGUAGAUAGUGCUCGCGUCGGCGACCACUGAAAAGUCUACUUUUCGGCCAUUUUGGCGGUACGCUUUACAGGGGUACAUCGAAGUGUUUCCUGCCUAAAGCAAAAUGAAGAUCGGGCUUUGCGCGUACAGCGGAUACAAAAUCUAUCCGGGCCAUGGCAAAACCAUGGUCAAAGUUGACGGAAAGUCAUUCACUUUCCUCAACUCGAAAUGCGAAGCUGCUCACUUGAUGAAACGCAAUCCCAGAAAAGUAACAUGGACAGUUCUUUAUAGGCGCAAGCAUAAGAAGGGGCAGGAAGAAGAGCAAGCCAAGAGGAGAACACGCAGAACUCAGAAGUUCAACCGCGCUAUCGUCGGUGCUUCGCUUUCGGACAUCCUUGCCAAGCGUAACAUGAAACCAGAAAUCCGUCAAGCUCAGAGGGAUCAAGCUAUCAAGGCUGCAAAAGAGCAGAAGAAGGCAGCCAAGGCGACGAAAAAAGCUGCUGCACCAGUAAAGGCAAAACCAGCGCCGAAACAAAAGAUCGCCAAAGUUCAACAGAAAUCCGCCCCCCGAGUAGGAGGAAAGCGAUAAAUUUACUGUGAAGCGUUAAAUAAAAAAAAAUAAAGUGAAUUUUCACUUGAACAAUUGAA
Venturia canescens is the source of this 655-nucleotide messenger RNA. It is a transcript of the gene RpL24, whose product is annotated as ribosomal protein L24. Bases 132 to 596 code for a protein of 154 amino acids. Gene Ontology annotation, molecular function: mRNA binding; structural constituent of ribosome. Lineage: Eukaryota; Metazoa; Arthropoda; Insecta; Hymenoptera; Ichneumonidae. The transcript has 5 exons. Gene Ontology annotation, cellular component: cytosolic large ribosomal subunit. The record is from RefSeq and is a predicted model, not a curated record. Gene Ontology annotation, biological process: cytoplasmic translation.